Messenger RNA from Bufo gargarizans (Asiatic toad), 2620 nucleotides. RefSeq names its product lysosomal protein transmembrane 4 beta (gene LAPTM4B). Gene Ontology annotation, cellular component: lysosomal membrane. The transcript is spliced from 7 exons. The record is from RefSeq and is a predicted model, not a curated record. Bases 89 to 766 code for a protein of 225 amino acids. NCBI's taxonomy places the organism in Eukaryota, Metazoa, Chordata, Amphibia, Anura, Bufonidae.
ACUAGCUCUCAAGGCUUUGCUCUGCGAUAUUCAAGAUUGUACUUCCAGGGAGUGAUUUUAUUUUAUUUUAAAAGAAAAAAUCGGAAACAUGAAGAUGCAUUCACCAUGGGCUCGAUUUUACUCAAACAGCUGUUGCUUGUGUUGUCAUGUCCGAACUGGAACAAUUAUCCUUGGCAUGUGGAACCUGAUAAUAAAUUCGGUGGUCCUCCUUAUACUGCUGAGUGCCCUUGCUAACCCAGACCUGUACCACCUCCCGAACACCGAACUGAGGAAUGACUUUGACUUCAUGGAUGAUGCCAAUAUGUGCAUUGCUACUUCAAUUUCCCUCUUAAUGAUUCUUAUCUGUGCAAUGGCCACAUACGGUGCCUACAAGCAACAUGCAGCUUGGAUUAUCCCAUUUUUUUGCUAUCAAAUAUUUGACUUUGCUCUGAAUUCCUUGGUUGCUGUCAGCGUGCUUGUCUAUCCAAACGCCAUUCAGGAAUACCUGCGACAACUGCCAUCCAAUUUCCCAUACAAGGAGGAGAUCCUAUCGGUCAAUCCCACAUGCCUUGUUGUCAUCAUUCUCUUCUUUAUUAGUGUCAUCCUGGCUUUUAAGGCUUACUUGAUCAGCUGCGUGUGGAACUGCUAUCGGUACAUCAACAACCGUAACUCCUCAGAUGUCCUGGUCUAUGUAACCACCAAUGAUACAACAGUUCUUCUACCUCACUAUGAUGACAACGUGGCUGGAGCAGCUAAGGAGCCUCCUCCACCUUACAUUUCCGCUUGAUGACAGACACAACAUCCACCAUCAGACCGAAUCUUCACGCAGCAGCUUUCUACAUGGCCGAGGCACUGGGGCAAUAGUACAUUUCAUUCACAGGAUAUACCCUACUGAACAGCAGCACUACCAAAUAUAUUGUCUAUUAGCAUAAUAUGGGGUAGUUGUACUAAGCUCCCUUCACAAGACAUCCUGGUCUCCUCAAGUCUCCGACUUUAAGAGCUGGGUCAACUUGUGCGAGAGAAGCCAAGUACAUCUCACCCGGUAUUUUACCUUGGCUUUGUACUGUGAAACCUCUUGAGACGUGUGUAUUUGUGCAAUCUGUAUACUGUAGCCUCUGUAUCCUUACCUACCGGUUAUGCCCAAACUGCGUCUACUGGUCUUAUUGCUUUUUAAUAGAGGAAUGAAAAAACUAACUCAAUGUUGAUAUUGUAUAUAGGAUACAACACGCUGUCCUUUAUCCACAGUUUUUUUUGUCACAUUUACAGUGUUCUAGUUGGCAUCAUGUAGAUAACAUAUAGCUAGAACAUGAUGAUAUAAUUGGGUAAAAGAUAAUAGUAAUUAUAAUCAGGGUGCAUGAUUCAACAUAGAGCUUUCUAUUGUGAUAAACUAUGAUCCUAAUCCUACAUACCACUGCCAUAUUUAAAGGGGUGUCCAGUUUUAUGUAACUAAAGCUUAUUUGUUGCAUCAUGAAAAGGUCCGCACUUUACUAAUAUACUUUAUUGUUAUAAAAUGAAUUAGUGUUAUGUACAGGGGAAAGGAGAAAACCCUCUUAAAGAGGACCUGUCACCACUCCUCCUGGCUUCUAUGUGUUAGUAAAGGUUUGUAUUCCCCAUGAAAUAACAUUCUGGAGCAUUAUUCCUUAGAACUCUGCAUUGUCGGUCCUCUAUUAUUCCAACCAAGAAAUUUAAGAAUAAAUUGAUAGCUGGGUGUUACUAGUUUACCUACAUACCCUGACAUUGUCCAGUCAAUUAGGGGGGUGUCCUACAUACCCUGACAUUGUCCAGUCCAUUGGGGAAGUGUCCUACAUACUCUGACACUGUCCAGUCAGUUAGGGAGGUGUCCUACAUACUCUGACAUUGUCCAGUCAGUUAGGGGGGUGUCCUACAUACUCUGACAUUGUCCAGUCAGUUAGGGGGGUGUCCUACAUAGUCUGACACUGUCCAGUCAGUUAGGGAGGUGUCCUACAUACUCUGACAUUGUUCAGUCAGUUAGGGGGGUGUCCUACAUAGUCUGACACUGUCCAGUCAGUUAGGGAGGUGUCCUACAUACCCUGACAUUGUCCAGUCAGUUAGGGGGGUGUCCUACAUACUCUGACAUUGUCCAGUCAGCUAGGGAGGUGUCCUACAUACUCUGACACUGUCCAGUCAGUUAGGGGGGUGUCCUACAUACCCUGACAUUGUCCAGUCAGCUAGGGGGGUGUCCUACAUACUCUGACACUGUCCAGUCAGUUAGGGGGGUGUCCUACAUACUCUGACAUUGUCCAGUCAGUUGAGGGAGUGUCCUACAUACUCUGACAUUGUCCAGUCAGUUAGGGGGUUGUCCUACAUACUCUGACAUUGUCCAGUCAGCUAGGGGGGGAAGUUGUCCUACAUACUCUGGCAUUGUCCACUCAGUUAGGGGGUGUCCUACAUACUCUGACAUUGUCCAGUCAGCUAGGGGGGUGUCCUACAUACUCUGACAUUGUCCAGUCAGUUGGGGGAGUGUCCUACAUACUCUGACAUUGUCCAGUCAGUUAGGGGGUUGUCCUACAUACUCUGACAUUGUCCAGUCAGCUAGGGGGGAAGUUGUCCUACAUACUGUGACGUUGUCCAGUCGGUUAGGGGGAACGUUGUCCUACAUACUGUGACAUUGUCCAGUCAG